This is a messenger RNA of Suillus fuscotomentosus, 1134 nucleotides long. RefSeq lists its product as uncharacterized. The coding region runs from base 1 to 1134 and encodes 377 amino acids. The transcript is spliced from 9 exons. NCBI's taxonomy places the organism in Eukaryota, Fungi, Basidiomycota, Agaricomycetes, Boletales, Suillaceae. The record is from RefSeq and is a predicted model, not a curated record. Gene Ontology annotation, molecular function: acyltransferase activity, transferring groups other than amino-acyl groups.
AUGCCAGCUUUUAGGCGGGCGUCUUCCAAGAAUGAGGACGAGGCGUAUACAGAGGGAGUCUCCAAAACGAAACGGCAGAAAGGCAACUCGGGAAGGGUCAUAGUCCCCUCUCCAAACAUGCGUGUCACAAGGGCAUCCAUGUCACUCGACGGCCUGCUAGAUCUGUUUCAAACUGGAAUAGAAAGCCGUACGUCUGAUGACCCAGCAAACGACCUGGAGGAAGCCAGUUAUUUUGAACGUUUUGUGGGUUCCGUGCUGCCAGAGUGUUUGGAAGUGCGCUGCCGGGUACAAGACAGUGAUUGCAGAACGGACAGCUUUGGCACUCUUCUUCGACCUUUGUCUCGCUACGAGGUGUCGGCUGCAAUAAAAUAUGCGUCCGCGUUUGGUGCGGCGGCUCUUCCUUCGCCAGCACACGCAGCUAUAUUGAGAAAGUUGCAACUCCAUCGAGAAAGGCGUAGAACAGAUAUCCAGGGGCUAGACUUUGUCAAUCACAAUUCUUUGACCUCCGUACCCCCUCAAUUACCGCCUCAGCCGCCACAAUCAGGCAUUUUGAACUCGCUAACUAUCUAUUCGAACGACGCCUUACGAAACGUCUUUCUUAUCACGCCUAUAUCUCCUUGGAUGGAAUUGAUGACAGAUGUGCGAGAACACUACUCGUAUGCGCACCCUACAUCACCUCAAUCACUUGAAGUCCCGGUUCCAAUCCGUUAUGUCUCUCUGCAGCCGUCCCACCUCCAACAGGUACACGAAUUAUUAGCUAGAGUAUUUUGGGAUGGAAUUAAUGUCAGCGACUUGCUUCAGUCUUCCGAGCGUUGCUCGGUGAUCGCCAUGUAUGGAAAAACUGUCAUCGGCGCGGCUCUUUUGAGCUCGCCUCAGGAAACAUACAUCACAUACCUAGCCGUCAGAGCAGGCUGGCAUAAUUGUCAAAUAGCAACUACUAUGCUAUAUCACCUGAUUAUGCUUAAUCCGCACAGAGAUAUAACACUUCACGUAGCUGCCAAUAAUCCAGCGAUGUUGCUGUACAACAGAUUUGGGUUCAAGGCCGAGGAGUUUAUCACAGGGUUCUACGAAGAUUACUUGGACUCUCAGUCGAGGGCGUCUAUGAAUGCAUUCAGAUUGCGUCUUCGACGAUGA